This is a messenger RNA of Perkinsus marinus ATCC 50983, 610 nucleotides long. RefSeq names its product Peptide methionine sulfoxide reductase msrA, putative. The annotation marks the transcript as partial. Gene Ontology annotation, molecular function: peptide-methionine (S)-S-oxide reductase activity. NCBI's taxonomy places the organism in Eukaryota, Perkinsozoa, Perkinsida, Perkinsidae. The transcript is spliced from 6 exons. Gene Ontology annotation, cellular component: cytoplasm. The record is from RefSeq and is a predicted model, not a curated record. Gene Ontology annotation, biological process: cellular response to oxidative stress.
AUGUCAUUCUUCUUGAAGAAGUCGCCAGCACAGCUCCUUCCGGAUAAAAAUUGUCUGGAAGGUCGAUCGUUCAGGAUACCUAAGGCACCGUCGAAGGAUUCCGUGAACUUUGUUACGGGAAAUCCAAUGUAUGGUCCUUGGCCUGUCGCUAUGGAGCAAGCCUUGUUUGGAAUGGGCUGCUUUUGGUGCUCUGAGGCUCUCUUCGUGGACAUGAAAGGGAUCUUCUCCACACAAGUAGGAUACGCCCAGGGUAAGACGCCUAACCCCACUUACGAGGAGGUAUGCAGCGGGCAGACGAAUCAUUCGGAAGUCGUCCGAAUAAUAUACAACCCGAAGACUAUCACGUAUAAGGACCUGCUCAAGGUCUUCUGGAGCGGUCAUGACCCUACUGUCCCUAUGGCACAAGGCAAUGACUGUGGCUCGCAGUAUAGGAGUGGUAUAUAUUAUUAUAAUGAGGAGCAGAAGGGCGAGGCACUGGAGAGCAAAGAGGAGUACCAAGCAGCUCUUUCCAAAGCCGGUAUGAAGGAGAAAACUAUAGUGACCGAGAUAGAGCCGGCGGGAGAGUUCUAUUAUGCUGAGGACUAUCACCAACAGUACGGUUCCACAUCGC